Aureobasidium subglaciale EXF-2481 is the source of this 507-nucleotide messenger RNA. RefSeq lists its product as uncharacterized. The record is from RefSeq and is a predicted model, not a curated record. The transcript has a single exon. Bases 1 to 507 code for a protein of 168 amino acids. Lineage: Eukaryota; Fungi; Ascomycota; Dothideomycetes; Dothideales; Saccotheciaceae.
AUGAAAGUCACAGAUUUUUGCUCUGCGAUUGGUGCGAGCAGCAAUCUGUACUAUAACUUCAUGCACAAGCAUGGUACCAUGAAGGGAGCAGAUUUUGCAGCUUACCCAGCUGCAUGUUCCUAUUUCCAGAAGAGAGAGGACGCUGGAUUGAAACCUCCUACUAAGAAACAAAAGACUAAGGAUGACGACAAGGGUAAAAGCGAGACGACUAAGGAUGACAAGUUGAAUCUAUGUGACGUUCAUUCGGAUGGUAGGAGACUAACCAUCACAAGUAGAAAGACUACCGAAUUACUGACAAAAAUACUUCAAGGCGAAGAAACAGACUCCGUCCCCCGUCUACGACACCUGCGACGACAUCCGCCGCAAAAUAACCGCCUACCUCAAAAAUACCCAACAUCACCCAAGCACAAUUUUCCCGCGAUCUACACUCCCAACUGCACUCUGAAAACGCACCAAAAGGAAUUUCUGCCUCCCAACUCCAAUCUUUCCGCGGCAAAAAAGACCUGA